Messenger RNA from Carlito syrichta (Philippine tarsier), 1057 nucleotides. RefSeq names its product glutamate receptor-interacting protein 2-like. The transcript is spliced from 7 exons. Gene Ontology annotation, molecular function: protein binding. The record is from RefSeq and is a predicted model, not a curated record. The annotation marks the transcript as partial. Gene Ontology annotation, biological process: neurotransmitter receptor transport, endosome to postsynaptic membrane. Lineage: Eukaryota; Metazoa; Chordata; Mammalia; Primates; Tarsiidae.
GACCGGUGCCAUCCACGUGGGGGACCGCAUCUUGGCCAUCAACAGCGUUAGCCUCAAGGGCCGGCCGCUGAGCGAGGCCAUCCACCUCCUGCAGGUGGCCGGAGAGACUGUCACCCUGAAGAUCAGGAAGCAGCUGGACCGCCCUCUCCCAGCCCGCAAGUCGGGCAGCCUCAGCGAGGCCAGUGAUGGGGACGAGGGCCCGCCCGAGGCCCCCAGAGGAGGCCCUCUGCCGGCCCGGCUCUCGCCAGCUGUGCCCAGUGUGGACAGUGCUGUGGAGUCCUGGGACAGCGCAGCCACGGACGGCGGCUUCAGGGGCCCAGGUUCCUACAUGCCACAGGCAGCCCCCCGGAGCAUGACCCCCCAGGAGUGGUGGCCUGGCCGGCUGAGGGGCAGCUCCCCACCCACUGAACCCCGGAGGACGAGCUGCACCCCAGCCUCUGCUGACGAGAGUUUUCCAGAAGAGGAGGAGGAGGAGGAAGAGGAGUGGGAGCUGCCAACUAGCCCAGCCCCUGACCCUGCCCAAGAGGAGGGCUUCUGGCGUGUGUUCGGGGAAGCCCUCGAAGACCUGGAGUCAUGUGGUCAGUCAGAGCUGCUGAGGGAGCUGGAGGCUUCCAUCAUGUCGGGCACUGUGCAGAGUGUGGCCCUCGAGGGCAGGCCUGGCCUGCGGCCCUGGCGGAAGAGCCGGGAGUUCCGAGCCUCCCCCAAAGAGACGCAGGAGCUACUACUGCCGACGCCCUUGGAGAUGCACAAGGUGACCCUGCAGCGAGACCCCGUGCGGAAUGACUUCGGCUUCAGCGUCUCCGACGGCCUCCUGGAGAAGGGCGUCUAUGUUCACACCGUGCGCCCCGACGGGCCCGCCCAGCGUGGGGGCCUCCGUCCCUUCGACAGGGUCCUCCAGGUCAACCACGUUCGCACUCGGGACUUCAACUGCUGCCUAGCAGUACCGCUCCUGGCUGAGGCGGGUGACAUCGUGGAGCUGGUCAUCAGCCGCAACCCGCUGGCACAGGGCAGCCGAGCUCCCCGAGCACCAGGCCCCAGUAGUCCCCGGAUGCUCUGA